GUAAUUGAACUUAUGUUACAUUAAAGGGUAAUUAAAAAGAUAGUAAAGAACAGAGUGUAAACCGUAUAAAUAUGGGUUGGUUGAUCCAUCACCGUCAAGUUCUCAUUCAAAGAUGUUCCCGAAACAUUCCCCGAUCCUGGUGUUUUGCCUUUUCCUGGGCGUUUCCCUGGCGUCCAAGCUACAUAUUCCGAUUAGACCAAACUCCCACAUCCAGGAGUUGCAGGUGGAGAGCAAUGAACUGGCAGCAACCCACUCGGACAUCUCCAACAGGUGCUUCCAGAUCUAUCGACCACUUUUGGAGAACGUUGCGGCGCGUUAUGAGACCAACUUUGAAGCCUGCAUAACGGGCUAUGACAAUUCAACGGCCGUGGUCAAUGAAAAGUACUCAGGUGAUCGCCAGAAUAUCUUAAAGGCUGCCGACAUUGGCUGCGCUAGGCCCAAUUCGUAUUGCACCUGCUGGACAUCGGAGAAACAGGACCUGGACAUCGUGGUCUCACGCCUCGAAUGCGCCUCUAAUAAAUCUGCGGAGAGCUCCAAGACCUUCUACGGCAUUUCGGCCAAUGCCACGGAGAUUGCUGUCAAGAUCAAGGAGGAAUAUCGUGUUUUGGAGUCCCGUAGAGAAAUUUGCGAGAAUAAUGCCGAGCGCACCUAUGUGGAGGACACAGCCGACACCUAUGAGAGGUUGAACAACUGCCUCAAGGGAAUCCCCGACUCAACCAUCCGAACUACCACACCGUACCCAACCACGUUCUAUACCACACGGCUUACAACCACUACAGCGGGAGCAGUUAAUUAUCAAGAGUUAAGACAACGACGUUCAGCAAUGUUUUCCAGAUUCUCACUGCUGGUGGUGGUACUAGCCUUUGGCCUGAUUUCUGCCCUAAGCAUUUCCUCAAAGUUAAAACCCUCUAAGCUGAAGUUGCCAACAAACACGAGGCUUCUUAGACUUCAGCAGCAAACGGACACGUUGGCCGCUCGAGAUCCCUACGCUUCGCAGCUCUGUUUUGGCCACUACAUUCCCAUUCUCAACGGAUUAUCGGCCCAACUCGAGGUGGACUACGCCAAAUGCCAGAAGUACUUCGAUGACAGUAGUGCCGCGGUGAUCGCGUCCUGGAAUAGCACUCUUUAUAAAAUCCAGUUGACUGGUGAACGCGGCUGCAGCACCUUCUUCGACUGCUCAUCCAUUGUGGACUUCGUUUUGUCCUUUGAGUGCUUCGCCAAUGUGGGCGCUGAGCAAUCGAAGACCAUGUACCAAGUGUCGGCAGAUGCCACUGAAGCCGCCUCUGACAUCAAGAUCACCUUACAGACUUUGGAUACACAGAUGAUCAAUUGCCAAAAUAAUGCCGAUAGGCAUUAUGUGGAGGAAACCGCCAGCACCUAUGAAAAACUGAACAGGUGCCUCGGCGGAACUCCUCUGCCACAGGAGACCACUAAAGAUUGGUCUUAUUAUACAACCUGGUACUAAUUAUUACCAUUAAUACCAAUUAUUAUAAAAAUGGAAAAAAAAAAAAAAAUAAAUUAGAUUGUGCCU
This is a messenger RNA of Drosophila gunungcola (fruit fly), 1531 nucleotides long. RefSeq lists its product as uncharacterized. The coding region runs from base 113 to 1465 and encodes 450 amino acids. The record is from RefSeq and is a predicted model, not a curated record. The transcript has 3 exons. Lineage: Eukaryota; Metazoa; Arthropoda; Insecta; Diptera; Drosophilidae.